Messenger RNA from Benincasa hispida (wax gourd), 1770 nucleotides. Its product is annotated as putative transcription factor KAN4. Gene Ontology annotation, molecular function: transcription cis-regulatory region binding. The record is from RefSeq and is a predicted model, not a curated record. NCBI's taxonomy places the organism in Eukaryota, Viridiplantae, Streptophyta, Magnoliopsida, Cucurbitales, Cucurbitaceae. Gene Ontology annotation, cellular component: nucleus. Gene Ontology annotation, biological process: regulation of DNA-templated transcription; abaxial cell fate specification.
UCCUUCCUUUUUUCCCUAUCUAACCUAAUCUCUCUCUUUUUCUCUUUUUUUUAAAAACUUUUACUUAACCCCCCCUUCUACUUUCUGACUCACCAAUUUCUCUUCCCAAAAAAAAACACUCCUCUUUUUCUCUCUUGUGUUCUUCUUGUUCUUCUUCUUAUUUCUUCUUCUGAUUUACUCUCAAAACAAAGAACCUAACAAAACCCACUUCAAAAAGCCUCACCUUUUAAAGCCCCCUUCACUCCCUCUUUGCUAUUUUCCAGAAAUUCCACUUCUUUCAUACAUAAAAAUUAGAUCUUUUUUUGCUUCUCUUCUUGAAAUAUUGUAAAUACCCUCCCCACCAAAAAAAAAGGAAAAAAAAAAUGUUGAAGAAAGACAUUAUUGCUCCUGAUCUUUCUCUUCAAAUUAGCCCUCCAAAAACAAAUCAAUCUCCUUCAUUUGAUAUUUGGCAACAAACUCAAGUACAGCAAGUCGACACCGAGCUUUCUCUGUCGAAUAAUUCGACGUCCGCGGUUGAUGUUUCGGCGGAUCGGUUCCGACCCAUUAGAGGGAUCCCAGUUUACAACAAUGGGUUGUUUUCUUCUUCAAGGUAUCUUAACCGAAACCAACUGACAUCGUUAUCGUCGUCGCCACCACCGUGUUUGAGUUUUAGGGCAUUUCAACAAGAAGAAGAGGAGGCAGUGGGGAGGUAUAAUGGGAUAAGAGUGGAGGGUUUGAGACACCAACAGCAAAAUAUUAUUACUCAUCAAAAUCAGAAUCAUCAGUUUGUUUUUCAAAAUCAACAAAGCCUUCAUUUUGGGUUUUCAGAUUUCUCUUGUAAUUAUAAUAAUAAUAAUAAUAGAUCGAGAUUGUUGAUGCCAAGGAUUCAAAGUCGAAGAAAUGCUAGGGCUCCAAGGAUGCGUUGGACUUCUUCUCUUCAUGCUCGUUUCAUUCGUGCUGUUGAACUUCUUGGUGGCCAUGACAGGGCGACUCCAAAAUCCGUGCUGGAGCUAAUGGAUGUCAAAGAUCUCACUCUAGCUCAUGUGAAGAGUCAUUUACAGAUGUAUCGUACUGUUAAAAACACCGACAAACAAACAGCUUCUUCAGGGUCUGGGGAAGAAGAUUUCUUGCCUGCUACACCAACCCCACAUCAUGAAGCAAACUGUUUGCUCAAUCAUAGAAGAGGGUUUAGUAAUGCAUCUUUGGAGCUUGAUGUUAAUGGAUCAACACCUUCCAUUAAUAACCACUGUAACUCUUCAAGAAGAGCAUGGGAGCAAGGCUCUCCAAGAAGUGCAAAUAUGUUUGGAUCAGAAAAUCAAUCAGAGGAAUGCUAUGAGUUAGGUCAUCCAAAUAGUUUGAUGGGGUUGAAUCUAAACUUGAACAAUCCAAGCAAGGAGUUAUCUAUGAAACAAAAUUGGCACAACUAAAUUCAACCUAAAAAAAACUCAUUUAAUUUCUUUCAAUAUAUAGAACUUAGCUAAUGGAAAUAUAUAUAAAAAAAUAUAUAUAUAAGUUAAAUAUAAAAUGAUGUCAAUUAAUAUAUAUUAUGUAUAGUUGUUGAAGAUGCAUAUUAAUCUAUAUUUCUUUCCUUACACCUUUUUUUUCCCUUUUCUAAAGUUGUUUCUCUUGUGAUUGAUGUUUAGUCACUGCAUCAAGGUGUUUGAAAAAGGGAAAAAGAGGUAGAAUAAUUUUGGUAGUGGAUUAUGUGGAAUAUAAGGAAUUGGAUUCUCUUAUUUGUAUUUACAUAAACUUUUUGUUUGUUCUUGGUGAUUUUAUUUUAUUUUUAUUGAA